Drosophila grimshawi is the source of this 1917-nucleotide messenger RNA. RefSeq names its product facilitated trehalose transporter Tret1-2 homolog. Bases 53 to 1480 code for a protein of 475 amino acids. Gene Ontology annotation, cellular component: membrane. Lineage: Eukaryota; Metazoa; Arthropoda; Insecta; Diptera; Drosophilidae. The record is from RefSeq and is a predicted model, not a curated record. Gene Ontology annotation, biological process: carbohydrate transport; transmembrane transport. The transcript has a single exon. Gene Ontology annotation, molecular function: sugar transmembrane transporter activity.
CAGUUUGAUUUAAACACUCACACGGAACAGAACGAAACGGAAUACACCGAAAAUGGCGCAGGCAAAGGUGUUGCCACAAUAUAUAGCCGGUCUAUCGGCGGCAUUUGGAGCCUUCUGUAUGGGCGCCAGCAUGGGCUGGUCAGCUCCUGCCGAGAAAAUGCUGACUGAGGACGAGGACUAUGGUUUUCCAGUGUCCGGGGAUCAGUUUGGCUGGAUCUCCUCUUUGUUGACACUGGGCGCUACAGUUGUGUGCAUUCCCAUUGGAUUCAUCAUUGACAUAUUUGGACGUAGGCCGACCAUGUUGGCAUUAAUACCUCCAUACAUGGUUGGUUGGUUUCUGAUGAUCUUUGCAAAUAGUGUAAUAAUGCUAUAUUUUGGCCGAUUUAUUCUUGGAGUCUGUGGAGGAGCGUUCUGUGUGGCUGCUUCGAUGUACAGCACGGAGAUCUCGACAAUUGAUACUCGUGGCAAAUUGGGCAGCUUCUUUCAGCUGAACACCGUCUCGGGACUGCUCUAUGGAUCCAUAGUUGGUGGCUUCACUCCACUCCUGGCCACCAAUAUAUUGUGUGCGAUACUGCCUCUAAUCUUUGCUCUGGUCCACUACUUCAUGCCAGAGUCACCAGUUUAUUAUGCCAUGAAGGGACGACGGGAUGAUGCAACCAAGUCGCUGAUCUGGCUGCGUGGCAAGAAUUGCGAUAUCAGCGAAGAGCUCAAUGAAAUGAUGGAGGCGAGCAACAAGGGAGUCGAUGAGCCCAAGGUAAACAUUUUCAGGGCACUGCGACGUCCCAUAACGCUCAAAGGACUCAGCAUCGCAGUGAUCCUGCAGGCUCUGCAGCAGUGGACGGGCAUUAAUGCCAUCAUGUUCUACUCAACAUCCAUUUUUGAGGAGGUGGGCGCCGGAUUACCUGGACGCGUCUGCACGGUCCUCAUUGGACUUACACAGGUGGUGAUGACGCUGAUUGCGGCGUUGAUCAUCGACAAGGCUGGUAGGCGCAUCCUGUUGCUCGUCUCUGCCUUCUUUAUGGCCAUCACCACCUGCCUGAUGGGCGUCUAUUUCCAAAUGAGUCAAAGCGAUCCGGAUUCAGUGACAUCCAUUGGCUGGUUGCCAAUUACUAGCAUCCUGCUGUUCAUUGUGUUCUUCUCGAUUGGCUUCGGACCAGUGCCCUGGCUGAUAAUGGCCGAGCUAUUCACCGAGGAUGUGAAGAGUGUCGCCGGCUCCAUUGCGGGGACCAGCAACUGGUUCUCGGCAUUCCUGGUCACGCUGCUCUUCCCGAUCCUGAAGAACUGCAUUGGGUCUGGUCCAACAUUUUGGAUAUUUUCGGCCAUCGCCAUUGUCGCCUUCGUUUAUUGCUUGUUGUGUGUGCCGGAGACGAAGGGCAAAACACUGGCGGAGAUUCAGCUGAUGUUGGCCGGAGGCAAAAAAGGCAAAGAUGCUGAGACGAGCUUCGAUCCUAAGAUUGAGGGGCUCAAAGAGAAUUUGUAAGCUUAUAAAUAUAAAUGUAUGUUUUUGUUUUAUAUCUAAAUCUAGAUUGUAACACUUUAGUCUCUAAGAACAAUACUGUGCAUAACUGUAACUGUAACUGUAAGCUAGCAAAAAAAUUAAUUAUAUUAUUAAAAAUAUAUUAAAUAGUAGCGACAUUUAAUGCCCAUUUUUAAUUGCAGGCUUGAUAUCAUCAAAAUUAUUCAAAACAAACAAAAAUUAUGAAUGGAAUACACUCAGAGAAAAACACUGCCCAAGAACAUUAUAAAUACAAUUUUUAAGCUUGUCAAAAGUGAUUUAUAAUCUCGAUCGUUUCUUCAGGACUUUGCCUUCUACUGUCUUUAUUUAUUUAUAAAUAUUCUAUACAACAAUAUCUUAGAACAGCUUCUUAUCAGUAUUGUUAAAUUGCAACUUGUAAAUAAAUAAAAUAAAUUAUCGUA